CACACCCAUCUUCAGACCUGAACUUUUGGUAGCGCCUGAUUCCACUUAGAAGAUACUUGCUCUUAUUUCAACGUUUCCUCUCUGCCCUGCUCCCACAGAUGAGGAUGCAUUUAUCCCCCUAUCACCCACUAAAGCGAAGCUUGCCUUUAAACUGUUCAGAUCUGACUUUCUAAUGUGGACAAGCAAGUGGAAUCUAAGAAGAGCCGAGUGCUUCUGCCAAGAUACUGUUUUCCACCCGUUCCAUACAGGAUCUACCAUGUGGAGCUUUUUAUGUCUUCUUUUCCUGUUCAAAAUUCUAGUCCCUAGUUUUGCUGCCUCCCUCCAUAGACAACCUGACCAGGAACAGAUUGAAGAAGUGUUCCUGGAUGCCACUUCUGCAAACAAAUUCUUGAGCCGUAAGAUUCUUCAUAACCACUGGGAUUUCGAGCUGAUUGUGCCAGAUAACUUGGAGCGUGAAUGCAGAGAAGAAGUUUGCAACUAUGAAGAAGCUCGGGAAGUCUUUGAAGACGACACACAAACAAAAAAAUUUUGGGAGGCCUAUCUACGUGAAAAAGGAAAAACAAAAAAUCCUGGAAUAGAUGUGGCAGGUCUGGUGGCUGGCCUGAUUGCAGCUUUGGUGUCUAUUGUCAUGUUUAUAAUUGUGGCCAUGUAUUGUAUCAAAUAUCGGGCUAAAGAGAGAAAUCGAUCCAGAAGAACACAGGAUCCAGGGAUUCCCCUUGCCAACUUUGAUGAUGAGCCCAAGCCAGAAUCUGCACCUGGACUUCCUUCUUAUGAGCAAGCAAUGGCAUCUUCAGGAGUUCACGACGCACCACCCCCACCUUACAACAGGAAUAACAAUUUGACUCGGCCAACCUGAGUUUUCAACAGCAGGAUAAAUAUUCUUGAAAUACCUAUUGGCCUUCUUCAUCUGUACAAAAGACACUAUGCACACCGCUGCAUCAUAGCCAAGGCAGGGAGCACAUGUGACUUUGAAGCAUACAAUUAAUGCAUACUGGAUAUGAAUCUGCAGUACGUAGAGACUGCGUAUGAGUGUCAGGUGUGUGCAGAAGAAGAUAUUGCAACAUGUUUUUCUUGAGAAAUUAAAAUCUAAAAUUACAAAUGUACAUAUUAGGACUGAUAUCACUAGGUUAAUGUGAAAGUGAAUUGCUAAUUUGCACAGAUUUCCUUCCCCCCAUUUUUCCUUUCUUCCAUUCAUCUUAUGAAUGAAUUUUUUAUAACUGUCUUUUCUAUCAACAUGUGAUUAUGCAAGGAUUAUAUUGAGGAUAAAUGAAAAUUAUUUUUAUUUGAAGAUAAACAUGAUUGAUCGUGGCAGACUAAUUAAUAUAAUAGGAAUUCCAAGUUGGAGUAAGAAAUCUUAAAUAGCUCAAGACAGAGAUUCAGUUUGGGGGAACUGCUCUGGAUUAUGCAAGCUCAGAUAUUUAUUCAACUGCGGAAAGAAUAGGGAUAAUACAAGUUUGUCUUCUGUAAUUGGCAUGUAGUAUAAAAAAACAGGAAUGGCUAGCUUGAACUAUUCAUUGGCAACAUUGCAUUUUGCCCCUGCUUUUCCAAAUAAUAGUAUUUGUUAUGGCCACUGAUUUAGCAAAAUUCAUAAUCUAUUCUAGAGAAUGUUCUAAGAACAGAACAUAGAAGAAGCUGACUUAGAUCAGAUCAGGUCAUUUGACCAUCUGGCCCAGUGUUACUGCUUGACUCACAUCUGCUCUCCAGAAGCCUCAGCAGUGAAAGCCUUCUCCCAUCACAGCUGCCUGAUCCAUUUAAAAAUUUGGUCUGGAUUAAGUUUGAUUUUAUUUUCAUGCAAAGUGGGUUCCCCACCUCCGAGCUCUGUUCCCCUCUUAACCUAAAGACAGACACGCCCACCCAUGCUUCCAAACCGGUCCUGAGAACUUUAUUAGGGAAGGCAGAUUAGCAAUGCAGAUUGGACAGUAGCACAGGUAUUUCGAGACAAGUAGGAAAUUUAGCCAGAAGUGGAGCACAAGUAAGAAAGUCCAAUCAGCCACAGAACAUGGGUACACCUCUGCAGUGAUGUAAGCAAACAAAACAUGUUUAUAAAUACUUCUAAGAGCUAUAUUGCACAGCUGUCUGUAGCACAAGAUGAGAAUGAAAUGAGAAUGAUGGUGUAGUUGGACAAAACACUAUAAGCACAGAUGUUAAACUCAUAUCUGUCCUGCCUUUCCACUUACUUGUCAUGAAAUAUUGUUUGCUUGCCUGGGAGUACAAUAGAGAGAACACUCCAUCAAAGUUGUAAGGAAGGGGAAGCAGUUUGCUGAGCGUUGGUGAACAAUAAUGUGGCUGAUUAAAUGAGUAGUCUGUGAAUCUUCUAACAUGAUUUCUAUGGAAAAUAAAACUUUAAAAGCUGUUUUUCAUA
Pantherophis guttatus is the source of this 2362-nucleotide messenger RNA. It is a transcript of the gene PRRG2, whose product is annotated as proline rich and Gla domain 2. Gene Ontology annotation, cellular component: extracellular region; plasma membrane. NCBI's taxonomy places the organism in Eukaryota, Metazoa, Chordata, Lepidosauria, Squamata, Colubridae. Gene Ontology annotation, molecular function: calcium ion binding. The record is from RefSeq and is a predicted model, not a curated record.